AUGUCCUCGCUAUCGGCAGAGGAUGUAUAUGAAUCCUUGGUUGAGAUAUUUCGUUCUAGGAAAUCCACCGAAUGUUUUGAGAUUGAGAUCCUACUUCCUGGCCAAGGGCCGCUGUUGAGAGAUGGCACUUUUAUUGGCAUUACCAAAAUGGCCCUCACCAAGGCGUUUGUCAUUGCGAGAAAACGCUUUAUGCAAUGUCUCGAAGAUGCAAUGGAAGGCCACUCGGCAUCAGUUGAAGAACAUACAGAAUGCGCUGCUGCAACGGAGAUAAUUCUGCUCUUCGACUGUGAGCACACUACUGUAUGCAACUGGCGGAAGCGGAGAGUGGCUGCAUCGAUAAACAGAUAUAUCACCGAAGACACUAGACGACAGGCACUACAAGAUUUCUUUGAAAGUGAAUUAAAUCUAAUCUCCACCUUUGUCUGCUCUCCACUGCAUAGACACACCAAGUCGCCUACUCUUUGGCAGCAUCGGCUGUGGCUCAUGACCGAGCGGAUGAGACUGCAGGGUCGCCUACAGGAAAAUAUAUUUCUCUCGCCAGAAGCCAUGCACAAGUUUAUCCUUGCCGAGUGGGAAGUCGUCUGCAGGGCUGGAGAAUUACAUCCGAAGAAUUACUAUGCAUUUAGCUACAUGCGCCGGCUUCAUUUAUGUGUGUCGAAACUGUCGGAAAGAGCAGGUGAUACUGCUGUCAUCCAGGAUUCUGCUUUACUGCACGAACUAGCAGUUACACUUGUGGAGCCGACGCUGAAAUGGUGUCUAUCGAAUCCAAAGGAUGUUUCCGGGUGGAUGUUUCUGGUCUAUCUUUUGAGUCACGAGGACCUGCCCGGGAAACAAGAUAUGAGACAGUUGAGAAAAGUAGCCAUAGAACGGACACUUCAUUUUGCAGUAGAGAUUGCAGCAUGGGAUGGAGAAAGUCUGUGGACUUUUGUGGAUCUGAUGGUGACGAGGUUUGGGCCAACUAUACUGCCAGGAAAUUUUGAUCAGAAAAGUACAAACCUGAAGACAACUAAUCCAACUGGCAAAAGCUUUAAUGAGGAGGAUAUCAACUCCAAGGAAAGAUCUGCACGAUGGAAGACAACAAUGCAACAUACAACAGCCGGCUACAGUCGAUCCAAGGAAAACAUAUGA
This is a messenger RNA of Talaromyces rugulosus, 1128 nucleotides long. RefSeq lists its product as uncharacterized. Bases 1 to 1128 code for a protein of 375 amino acids. The transcript has a single exon. Gene Ontology annotation, cellular component: cytoplasm. The record is from RefSeq and is a predicted model, not a curated record. Gene Ontology annotation, biological process: protein prenylation. NCBI's taxonomy places the organism in Eukaryota, Fungi, Ascomycota, Eurotiomycetes, Eurotiales, Trichocomaceae. Gene Ontology annotation, molecular function: protein prenyltransferase activity.